Caenorhabditis auriculariae is the source of this 10123-nucleotide messenger RNA. The record is from the annotation of a GenBank genome assembly. NCBI's taxonomy places the organism in Eukaryota, Metazoa, Nematoda, Chromadorea, Rhabditida, Rhabditidae.
AUGCUUCCGUGUAUAGGUGAGUCUUCGAAUUUAUUUAAUCUUGAUAUGGAAAACAAAAUUGGGCUUUUCAUUAAAAUUGACAAUUAAAUUGGACCUUUCUGAUAAAAAUUUUCCUCCAAUUUUUCUUCUUCUUCGUGUUUAGAAAUCUCAGAACUUCUUUUCUUAUUUUACAUUUUCCGAGAGUCUGAGUCCUGGAUAAUGUUGCGUUGGUGUGAAGUCACUAAUAAUACCGAAAAAGGCGAGUUUUAUUGACUUACAAGUCUCUGGAAUAUUUUGGAAAAAGGUACAUCAAUGAGUAUAAUGGCCAAGUCCUAAAAAAACGGCGAACUGGAAAAUUAGGAUAACUUCCUUGUAAUGAAUGCGAAUUUUUCGGGUUCAAAGACUGAACUCCCAUACACUUGAUGACAAGUGUUCGCAUUUUCGAGAUGGUGUCAUCAGAGUUGAUUUGCGGAAGAAAAUCAUCUGUUGGACAAAAAAUAGUGGGCGGCGCCAAGGUUGCCAUGCAGCCGGCGCCGUCGGGCACGUCUCUCGCCUUGCUGGGACCGCACUCCGCCAUCGACACGCUAUUUCGUCGCUGGCGGUGGUUGAGUCGAGUGCCUGUCGGCGGACUCGGUUCCAACCAGCCAAACAGCGAACACCCUUGGCCUGUCGGUGAGCAGCGUCAGCUCCUUGAUGAAACAGUUCAAUUGAACAUCAUCUCCAAAAAGGAACAUCGGUAAGAAGGCUCUUUUUCUCAGCUUUGUAAUAACGAAAUAGAUUUUUCUGUUUUUUCCUUUUUCUUUCUCGCCGAGCCUUUUGGAAUCGCCUUGUGGAUUUCCAAUCCGUGAAAGACUUUUUUUCUUUGAACUUUCACCGUUUGAUAAAAAGCUAAAGAUCAAGGUUCGUAAAUUUUUGUUUCAAUGAAAUUUGUGCAUGGAGACGCGUUUCAGAGUUUAUCUAUCUGAAGCUGUUUCUCAGAUUUCACGGUGUAUUUAAAAAACAAGAUUAAAGUUUUUCACGUCGUAAUUUUGUUCGUAUUAUUUACAAUUUGAAAAGUGUUUAUUUAAAAACUUGAGUUUUCGGAUUAUUCGUCAACUGUUUUGCCGUUUGCGGGAAAAUUCGUAAAACUCUUCGAAUUCUGAAUCUACAAAGAAGUUACAAAAUCUGAAUGCUUAAUUUCUGAUUGAAAUAUCAAUUGAAAUAGGCAAGUAGGUAUUUUGUUCAAAUUUUCCUGAUAAUUCAAAAAUUAUAUGCUAAAGUUUUAUUUGCGGCUUGGAGUAAAAAUUUCAAUUUUCAUUCUCUUUUUUAAUUCAUAUGCUGACCGUGAGUCAACAGGAGCUAUUAAAAUUAUUUACAGAUCCUAACUUUUUAUGCUUAUCACUUUCAAUCUUCUUAUCAAGUUUUUAUUUGCACAUAAGUUUGACCCAUAAGAUUCUGGGUUCCAUAUUGAUUUUGAAUCAAGAAUUCACCUUCUAUUUAUACUUUUCUUUUCGAUUUUUUCUCUUCUCCUAGCGUUCUGUUUACCUUCCUUUAUACCUCUUGUUCGCCAGCCUGGUUGCGAAAUAGCAGUAUUGCUAUUGGAAUGCUUCAUUUUGGACUUUUGGCUACUGAUAAAUCUAAUCAGGAGGUGUUUUUGUAUGAAAGCAACGUCGGAGAAGCUUCUUUUUCGUUUUUCCAAGUAGCAGAAAAGAGCUCCUCUUUCUCAUACUUGGAGAUUAAGACCUUUUCAGAUUUUCAGUCAAUCUUUUUAAGGCUUUUUGAAAGUCAUACGAAAGUCUUUGUCUCAAGAAACCCGUUCAAAAGAUUUUCAAAGCUGCCCUCUGUGAAAAGUUUCUUGAAAAGUUUUCUGGCCGGUCUUCGAUUAUUUAAAACUCCGAUUCUUUUUUUUCUGAGUGCGGCAAAAGCAUUGAAAAUAUAAUAAAAUUAGUGAUUCAUUCACGAGAAUUCCUUUCAGUUUGACACGAAUUUUCCUAUCCCCUUCUCAUUCUCUAAUAUAUUUUCUCAACUUUUCAUUAUUUCCUAAAUGUUUGACGCAUUUUAAGCUCUUUCGGUUAAUAAAUUUCAAUAUAUCGGAUUUAAAAAGGAACCAGAACCCCAUUUCAAAUUUAGUGUUUUGCCGAGUUUUUCAUUAUUUUAACACACCGAAUCUUAAGGUUUUUUGCACCAUUUAUUUUGAAAGGCGAUUUUCUAAACAAUGAAGUUUUUUCAUUAACUAUGAGGUCCUCAAUCUGUAUUUUGCGUGAUCCGACUCCGAAACCCUCAAUUUUCUCUCCUCAGUGGGUGAAAUUUCGAAAAUUGCCAACGAUCAGCCCGAGAAUCAGUUCUGAGACGAAAACAGUCAAGGCCGUUAGGCGUUCUCCGAUUAGCUGAUUCUUCAGGCCGAAAUGAACCCUCAAUUAUUGGCCCGUUCCAACUCUGGAGAGCUUUUCAAUGGAUUUUUUUGAGUUAUUAACUUUGAGAGAGAUUUUUUUCAUUUUUCACUCUUUUUUCCCAAUUGCGAAAUUUCAGCUUUUACUCAAUAAUACUGACCCGUCAUUCGAUCUAAAAACUACUUUUAAUGACUUGAAUACUUUUUUUGAGGAAAUGCAAUCUGAUAUUUGAAUUCUGAAUUAUGCCAAAUAGUUGAUCAGUGAAGUUUUGUGUUUGAAUUUUUUUUUUGAGUGUUUAGCUGUACAUUUUUCACGCAGAAAGUUUCAAUAGAAAAUGUUAAGUAUGGGGAAAUUCGACAGAUACUUGUGUCAUUUGGAAAUAUGAGCGAUGAAUUAAAAAUUAGAAGUUCCAGAGUUCGAAAAGCUAGACUGGAGCAAAGUUCGGAAAUUAGGGCUUCCCAUUGAAGCCAGUCUUCUCUGAUGGCUUGCGCUUUUUUUUUCUUUAUUAUUUUUUUUCCCGAGUUCCUUCAAACCGAAAUUUUUGGCUUUCAAAAUUUUUGGGAAAGCUUGAUCAGGAUGAGACUGCAUCAACAAACGCAAAAUAUAUUUCUUUUUCCUUUCAAAAACGUAUUUUCCUGUACCAAACUAUGGCUUUCGAAGUGUUUCAACACUCCAUUUAUUCUUACUUUGGGAAAAAUUUCUGAAAAGACCUCUAAGCUUCUUUUUUCGCUCGGUUUUCUCAGAAAAACCAGUUGAAACGAUAUUUCUGCUUGCUCUCGUUCUCACGGCUUUUCCCAUGUUUCUCCGACCUUGAAAGUGAGAGAAGAGAGGGCGCAGACUGGUCAGAUUGACUCCCUGGCAAAUAAGCUAUUUUGGCUCAUGCCAGAACAAAAAAUUGCUAAGAUUUCCUUAAUAAUGCAUUUUUUUCCUUCAGAAAUGCAGACCGGCGACCAAAUGUUCGGGUACGCGUGCAUCCUGCUCGGCGCGGCGCCGGUGGCGACACAACUCGCGAUAUCGUCGGUUCGCUGGUUCUUCUUCUUUCCGAUCUUCGCCAUCCCCGCGUUGACGCUGCUCAUCUCCGUCGGACACCUCUCCCGGACGGCUUCUGUUUUGACGUUUCGCCGUAUCGCGCCCAUUGCGGCUGGUCCGUUUUGCUUUUCAUCUAGAUUAAUGUAAAAACUAGAGGUGAAAUAAUAAAUCUUUUUUUAUUAUAAGAAGCCCGUGACGAUUAGCGAGUCUAUGGGAUCACCUCAUAGAACCUAGCAAAAAAAAAAAAACAGAAGUGUUUUAGUUUAACUCUUAUACUUUAACACUGUUUUCAAAGCUAUCAAAUAAUAAGGUUUUUUGGUAGUUUUAAAUAAUUUUCUUUUUCUUUUUUAUUCAUUAUUAGUGUACUUGUCAUGCGAGCUUCGCUUCUAAUGCUCCCAGAUUGCUAAAUUUUCGAAAUUCAGCUUUUCUGAAAUCCCUUUUCUGAAAAACGUAAAAAGGGUGGGUUAAUCCACGCAUUACCCCGACCUGAAACUCAUUUGCUUGAUUGACCUCUGCAAAACGCAACAUUUCCGACUGAAAUUUCUCAUUGUGGUAUUCAGAUUCCAUUUUCCAUUUCUCAAGGGUCGUGGAACUAGUUAUAAAGAAAAAAUAACACCGAAAACAUAACAAGAAAGAAGAGAAAAAAUGAGAUUCCUUGCGUCAUAUGAAAUGACGCUCUCUUUUAUACCUAAGAAGAAUUUUGUUUGCGGUACCUAUUUCCUUGUUUUCAAGGAAUCGGAUGGGCACUGACUUGGCAAAUCGCCGAGAAGCUCUUCGUCGAAAAUAUCCGAGCGGCUCAGCUCUUCCUCUACAUACUUUUCUCCGCACGGCCCUCGCUCAAUUGGGCUAUCUCGUGCUUGAGUCAAUAUCAUACAGAGGUCAGUUCUUGUUUUUUUUUGUUUUGUUUCUAAAUCUAUCAGUUUCCAGUAUUGCAUUAACUUUUACGCGGACAACGUGACGAUCAGCGAAUUCCAUCACCAUCCGGAUAACUUCUGGCCGGCCCAGGAGUUCAACCGGUACGUAGAGUCUGUUUAAAGGUGGCGUGAUCUCCCAUUAUCCUGUCGAGACCUUUAAACUAAUUCCGUGCUCCUUUGAACCUAUCAAGAGAUUUUUGAAAGGAAUUGCGGUGUUUGGAUGGAGAGAAACAUAUAAGGGAAUGCUGAAUGAAACAUCAGGUCAACAAACGGGUGUGUUUGAAGAGCAAUUCGUGAUUCAAGGUGGAAAAGAUAUUUAGUUUUUAUUUCAAUUUAUUUUCACUUAAAAGAGAAAAAUGAUAAAGAAAUUGAGAAUUCAAAACAUCAUUUCUCAUCAAAAAAAAGCCGUUGUCAAGGAAGAGUGAAUAAUAAAUCUAAAAGCAUCGAUAGCUUUUGGAAAAAAAAAUCGAGAAGAAAGAACGGUUUUUAGGGGCACAACAGAAAAAAAAGCGAAUUUAUAAAAAAUUGACUUUGAAUUUCGUUCAAGUUCACUUUGCAUUUUCCUAAAAACAAAAAUGUCGAAAAUAUAGACUUUAGUAGCGUUGUAAGCGUAAUAAGCGCAAUGAAAAACUGAAUAAAGCUUAUUUGUUUAUCUUCAUAUUCCACAUAACCCUAAAUUUGUCAGGUACACGAUUCGGGGAGAUGACUACCCUCUCCACUUUACGGACCCUUGGAAGACUAACGAGUGGUACUACGGACCUGCCAGUGUAUGAUUGAUCCGGAAUUAAUUUCCAAACAAAAAUCUCUUCAGAUGACAUUUUAUUUCUGGUUUCCUUCAUUGCCGCUGGUCAUUGCGCACACGGUGACUUGGUUGGCCAUCGCUGUUAUCCUUCUCAAGUCGGUUUUUUUAUUUUUUUGAAAUAAUUUUAGGGCGGUUGCAUUUGUAUUCUGGAUAACACGAAAAAAAUUCAAACUUGAAAGAAUCCCGUUUCGAGUCGCUUAACUAAAUGAAUAAUUAAGAAUUAAGAUAAAACUUGAAAAAUUUCGGUUUUUUCCCAGCAUGCAGGCUCAGGCCUGAAUUUCCUAAUUUUUUUGGUCUCGGAGAUUUUUUUUUAAAUCUAAAAAGCGGAGAAUAUUUUUCAAGUCCUCGAGUCUCAAGCACCAUUUUUCAAUUUUAUUUCAGUGUGUGCUAUAUUUUUCAUCUUUCAAAACACCAACAAGAAUUUUUUCAAUCAGAACGAAAGUAUGUUUCCAGAUAUUCGCAUCGGCUGAACCAAAUUCUGACGAAAGUUUGCAUCGCUCUGCCUUUGGCCUUGUAUCUGGCGGUGGUGAUGGGACUCACCGUCACUGGCUUUUAUUUCGGAAAGACGACCACCGAAUAUCGCGACGGGAGGAAGAUUUCGGAAAAUCUGGCAGAUUUCUGGAGCAAUGUCACGGUGAGCAGGGAAAGAAAAGUUCAAAAAUUAAAUUUGAAAAAAAAAAAAGAAUUUUGAGGCGAAUUUUUUUGUUUUUCUUUAUUCAGUGUACCUUUCUGUAGCUUUCAAAAGCGCAGAAUAUGCUCUGCUCCAAGAACCAUUGAAAGAAAAAACUCAGUAUUCAGAGUUACUCACGAUUUUCAAAAUCUGACAGUUCUUCUUUCAGAAAAAUUACUUUUGAAGACUGAAAGUUUUGAGUUUCGAAAUAUGUACAAUUGAGUGUUUUUCUUAAGUAUAUAUACUUUUUUGUUUUGAACAGCUGACCUUCGAGGUCAGCUUUUGAUUUUGAAGCUUCACCUGACCUACCUGAAUCUUCCUGAUGGAGUAAGGUCGAGCUUCAGAAUAGGAGCCUGACCCUAUAUUAUUUCUGGGCUGUCCAGAAAAUUAUGGAAAAAAGCAAGAACUUUGCCCUUACUCGAGAACUUCUCGAGCUUUCAAAUCAUACGAGAAAAUGAGCUUACUUCUGCGCUUGAAAGUCCUCAAAACCAUUCAAGAAAAGCACUCUAGGGGGGAUUCCGGACAUCGCUGACGGCCGUCGACUACUCGACCGCCUUCACGGGAAUCGUUCUUUUUGCCACCAGUCGGCUGAGAUCUGGAGCCGGCCAACUCAACGCCCUUUACAUCGUUCCAGCGAUGAUGGUUCAUUUUGGUUUCUUGUUUUUUGUACUUUGUCUAUUUAUUGAGGUUUUUGAGCGGUUUUUGUAAUUCUUUUACAUGUGAUCAAAAAAAAGAGUUUUUAUAUAUAGUAAAAACUCUUUUUUUUUAUCACAUGUACAUAUAUAGUAAAAAAACUCUUUUUGAUCACAUGUACAAGAAUAGUAAAAAAAUAUAUUUUUUUACUAUAUAUUAUAUCUAUUUUUACUAUAUAUUAUAUCCAUAGAUUUUUUUGUCUAUUUUUUUAAGGUAGUGCCGGCGAUCCAAACGAUCAUCUAUAGCGGAUGUGAAGGCCACGUUACCCAUCUUCAACCGGCCUACCAUGUUUAUAUAUCAACAGGUUGAAGAAAAACCGCAGAUGAAAUUUUAAAUCGAAAUUUUCAGAAGAGACAGUCACGUUCGACCUGUUCCCAGUGUGUUUCGCGACGUCGACUUGGGGCCCCCUGUGGUCUUUUUUGUACUUCACCGCCCAGUAUCUCUACUCCUCCUUCGGACCGAUGGUUUUUUAUUUCAAGCAGAUUCAUCAAAUGGGAUCGGAUUUUGUGCAGUUGGUCUACUCAUCGCUCAUCUACCAAUCGUUCAUCGACGAGUGGCCGACGAUUCAAAACGCUCCGAGGACGUAUAUCUCCAUUUUCGUUGCAUGUUUCACCGUUCCAUCCUUUCUUCUGCUUUACAUGCCGGUUGGUGUGAAAAAUGAACUUCGCAAAAAUAGGAUUAUAGAAAAUUAACCAUUGAUUCAAUUUUUAAUAUGCUGUUUGUAUACAAAAAUUCCAUUCGGUUAUUAAUUUUGAAACUGCUCAAUUUAUUUUUAAAAAGUGACAGGGGUUUUCCGUUUUUUGAAUCUUUUUUUGCAUGUUCCCCCUUUUUUAUAACCAAGGAAGAGUCUCGGAAAAAUUAGAGAAAUAGUAUAAGAAGAUAAGAGAAUCAUUUUUUUUUUUGAUUUUUUUUUGAUGUUUUUCCUGAUCUUGGUACUAUUAAAAACAAUUUUUUUAUUUAUCGAUUUUCCUCACGAAGCCUUGCAAGAAUUAUCACAGAUAAUCAGGGCCUGCUUUCACCAAAAAAGCUUUAACUUAAGGAAUGAUAUUUUUCAGUACGGUACGAAGAUUGUGGCACUACUCCGCUACACUUCACAGGAGCCGGUCGUUCAAAUUCUGGCCUUUGUCGUCAUUUUCUUCGUUUACGGUACUUCAACCUGAGUUUCCUUCCGAAGAAAGUGAGCCUCUUUAGGCUGGCAACGGAUCGAGCAGGACGUGCUGACGACGACUGCCUCGUCGGCGUCGCCUUCGCUUUUCGAGUACAUCAUCAGGCCGACGAGUCCCGUCUACACGAUCGCCCAGUUUAUCAUCAUUCCCAUGCUUCUUUGUGUUCGUCUCAAGUCUGAUUCUUGCUUCUAAACCGACCUGCUUCAGGCCAAGUUCGUGGCCAUCUUCGACCUGCUCAUAUCCGGACGCGACAUCUUCAAGCACAUUGAGGCCGGAGCUCGUUUCAUCCCGGUGGCCACUUGGUUGGCCGCGAUGAUUGGCUAUUGUAGGGGAUUUAUCACAUAUGUUGCCACGAGAAUCCACUUCUCCGCGACAACUUGUCACAAUUUUUCUUCCUCCCAGCUACAAAACACUUUUCUUCGAUGAGCUCGGCCUGUCCCACGCAAGCCCUUUUAAUUUUGACUCAAAAAAAUCCCGUUAUAUAGUCAAUCCUUCUCUACAUAAGAAGACGAGAGGGGCAGCUUGGCAAGGAGGCGCGUUGCGUACGCGACGCGGCUUUUUGGCAGUCGCACACGUGACCCCAUUUUUCUCCUUUUUCCGAUAAUUCCUUUUUAUUGUUUUGAAAGAAUUUAUUGGAAUGUUAGAAGUAUGAAGAAACGAAUAACUACUUUUGAGUACCUUUUCGUUACACCUUGAGCUUCUCGUCAAAGUGACGCGUCGCGUACGCAACUUGUAACUUCUUUAUUUUUUUUAUAAAAAUGGCGGACAGUUGUCGAAAAGGGAUGCUAUUCAAUACUGUUUUCAAAAGCACAAAAACCAUCAUGCAGCGCUUUCGGUCAAUUUAACUAUCUUUGUUAUCACAAGGCUUAUAUUUCCUGCCAUUGGAUAUCUAAUAAAAAAAAAACAGAGAUGAGUUUACAUAUAUUUUUUUCAGUAAUAAUGUUCGCGCCGGUGGUGAUCGUGGUGGCGAUAGCAUCGUACACGCUGUUCGACAUGGUCGUCCGACACAAGUUGCCCUUCGCCGAGGCGAUCAAACCGACCGCCGAUUGGAUGUCACACGUCUCCGUCAGCGUGGUCCGUUCUGAAUCCUCUGGAAGAAUCUGGAGUGAACAAAAAAAUUUUGAAAGUUCUUUCCCAAGAAAACUUCUAUUAGCAGGAGUCACUAUGAAACAAUUUUUGAUAUGUUAUAGUCUGUGUGCCACGACUGAAAUUUCACUGAACGAUAUUCCGCUGUUCCGCUUUGUGCGUUCGCGAAGCGUCUUUCGAAUCUAGGUCACGCUUUCAAUUGAUUAUUAUUGCUGUGGGAGCACAUGAAAGUAGAGUACCUUAAAAAAAGAAAAAAAAAGUUAAAAGCGCGACCAAGGUUCCCAAAGGCGCGGAGUGGCACAACGGGAUGUCGUUUGGGGAAAAUUCUGAUGAACCGUUGAAUAAAUUCCAGACUCGUCCCAAGCCGCACUCCCUGGCCUACGGAAUCUACAACAGCCUCUUGAAGGUCUCCUAUCCCACCGUCCUCUUCCUUCUUUUCCUCUUCGAAACUUUCAUCGGCUUCACCCUCGUCGUCCUCUUUUUCCUCAACUCCCUCCCACUCAUUGGUAGUGGAUGGCUGGAUAUUCUGAAGAUAACUUCGGCUACAGGUCUCACCCCGACAGUGCCGAACAACUAUCGGAGCUGCAUGUUGCUCGUUUUUGUCAUUCUUCACAUUAUCGCGCUUUUCGAGAUGCGCAGAAGUCAGCAAAACACAGAGGAACCUUCCAGGUCGGGUUGAGGAAAAAAGCUGUUGUGACCCAUUGAAAGUAAUGUACUAAUACGCCGAAGAAAGGAAAAAAAAACUGGCGCUUUUUUUGAAACUGGAAAUGGGAUAUUGGUUUUGAAUUAAUAAUAGAUUUUGAAUUGCUGGCUUGAGUGCCCACUAUAGGGUGCUCGGGAGCCCUGCUCUUUUGAAAUGUUAAUAGAUUGGAAAAAGAAGCGCCAAGUGUCUUCCACGCAAUUUUAUGCGAUUUAGUGAUUGCUCAAGGGGCGUUAGAGCCUCUUCAGAAUUUUGGCAGCCUCUAAUAGUGUAUUAGAUAGGGAAGAUUGAAAGGGGCCGAUCCUUUCCCCAGAUCAAUUUCCAAGCUUCAGGCUGUCGCUGUACAUCGGCGUGGCGACGCUGGAGAUGGCGAUGCUCAACGGCUACAUGUGGAUGUUCGCCUCGGACCACGCCUGGGGACUCGAUUGGAUGCCUUUCGUGCUCAUUCUCUGUAACACAUGUGAGUCCGUGCGCGUGAAGACUCGAAUUCCGCCUUGUCUCAGGGAUCCGCGGCACUUGCAUCGCAAUCGCAAUCGCCGUCCGGGCGAAUAUGAUCGAAUUAACGCGGCCGUCGAGGGCUCGCGACGCUUCUGAGGUGCUUUUUAGUACCUAUCCUCCUAAUUUUUGUAUAUUUCAGAUCUACGACGCCGACGUCGGUGUCGAAAUGGACGCCGAAGACGAUUCGCCCGUGAUUUUUGAUUUGGCGCGAGCUUGA